Messenger RNA from Morone saxatilis (striped sea-bass), 2900 nucleotides. RefSeq lists its product as uncharacterized. The record is from RefSeq and is a predicted model, not a curated record. Lineage: Eukaryota; Metazoa; Chordata; Actinopteri; Moronidae.
ACAGACAUACUCUCAUAUCCUUUUUUGUAGUUUUACUGUGGGCCUUAUUGGCCUGAUGCUCAACAAGUCAUCCAGAAACCACUUGUGUUGGAAAUAACUGCUUAGUUUGAGUUUCUCAGCAGACUCAUUCUGUGUUGAGGGAAGAUCGCGCUCUGGUUUGCAUGGUUCCAACUGAGCAUUUGAAGAUGAUGCGAUUGCUGUUCCUGUGUCUGCUGCUGCUGCUGCCAGCUGCUACUGCUUUUUCAGAAGAGGAUGAAGGAUCAGCUGAUGGAGGUCUGGAAAAUGACGAUGAGGACUUAAACGGACCUUUAAAACAGAUUCCAGAUGUUUUCACUGCAGAUUAUCCUGGCUCACUCUCAGAUAAAGCUACAGGUGUAGAAGGGUCAGAUCAGUUGACCAUGAUUAUCAUCAUUGUAGCUGUGACCGCAUUGACUCUCUCAGUUGCAGCGGUAGUCGUCAUAAUGUUAGUAAGACGCCGCAUGCACAAAAGGCAACAAGGCAGAGCAGGACCAGAAAGGGGCCGUCUAGUUCCUGGUGGAGUAGGAGUCCUAUAACACACAGACAAGAUGAGCAAUGCACCGGGAUAUGUCAUCUCCUACUCUUUGACUCAGGACAGUUACACUUCUUUGCACAAUAGCCUGCUUCGUACUAUUCAGUUAAUUGCUCCUGCACAAUAUCUUAUCAGUACAUAUGCAAUAUGUGUUUUUUUUUUUUUUACUGUUUUUUACUUUUGUCUUUGUCUCAGCCGUUUCUACUCCACAUACACACAAUUUAGCCUGGGACACUUGGAACACAUUCAAACCUUCUAAUUGGAUUCUAUUUGAGGAAUCCAAAUCAAAGCCGGAGAAUAUGGCUUAAAGCUUCUUUUGUUAAAAGGGAUAAUUUAGCACAGCCAGAGCUCCCCCUUUUUUUACUACCUGAAAAAAGAAAUUAUUCCCACCAGCUAUGCAGUGAAACUGUAUUUGCGUUUGAUUUGGUGCAUGUGGAACAGACCUAUCUGUGUGAAAUGGUUGAUGAGAAACCAUGCUAAUCCACACUAAGCCAGCCCAGUGCUCACUUCAUUCCCCUGUUCACUUGUCUGACAUCUUCUGUUCCUGCCCCAUUAGGAGUGACAAGAGGCAGUGCAAUAGGAAGAUAAAAAUCUGUUCCCCCUCGUCUCAACCUCAGAAAAAAAGAAAUAAGUGGAAAUAGCCAAUGUGAACAUGUUCUUGCAAGGCAGCAAAUUAAUCGACCGCCAUGAAUGAUGAUGUUUUCUUUUCCCCCUCUCUUUUUCGUUUUGAAAGGCUUUCACUUUAGUCUUGCAGAUUGUAAAUAGCUCUCUGAAUGCUGUAGAGAGUUAGAUUAAUGCCUUACACACUGGCAGUGAGAUGCUGGGUGUGAGGGAGGGAUAAAAUCUCCCGAAUCAAAUAAAGUGUUGGGUAUGAUUGGGAAAAUACCAAUAAUGCCUCUGUUUCAUUCAUACGGCGCAUGAUGGCUUCUCUGUUUUCAUUUAAAUGGAAAUCAAUCAUGCCCUGUGAAAGAAAGCUUUCUAUCAAAGAACCCAAGGCACUAGUUCCCUUAUUUGUACUAAUGGCAAAAGGCAAAGGUUAGAGGGGAAGGGGACAUGCUCCUGUUCGACAUGAGCAUUUCAGUUGUGGCUUUAUGAGGCGCAUAUAUGUUAACGACACUAGGAGUGGCUACAUGGGGUUAAACACUGGAUUUUUCAAAGGAGGAUCUCACUUUGCUCUUCCACUAAAUCUUGCAGCUAAUCUCGCCACUGGGGGCAGGGCUUGGCUCAAAUCCAACCAGAGAGCAUAAACAGUUGUGCAGUCAUGUCUUCAUCAGGGCCUAUAGUAGCUAUAGGUCUGUGCUGAAGGAUCGUCUUAAAAAUGAUGCAUCCCAGGAUCCCAGUUUAUUUAACACAAACAAAUUGGCAGAAAUGAUUAUUGUUUGUGCCUUUGUUUUACUGUUUGUAUUUGAACACUGUAUAUACAGUUUCUGUUACUUCUCAAAAAAAAAUGUAGCAUUGCCCAAUAAAUCUUCAAUAUGUGUCAGCAUUUCAAAGGGAGGACAAUUGGACCAAAAUUGCAGUACAAAACAUUUCAGUUUUAAAUGUCUGUAGUCUACAUAUUCAUAUUUACUCAUAUUCAUUAUUUCUGCUGGACAAAUAAACCACAAUGAAAUAACAUCAGCUGCAGAGUAUUCUCUUUGAAUGCUUUUUCCAAAAUGUAGAGAGAAAAAAAGACUCAGCAUUUGGUCCAGCCAAGCUCUUCUCUAUUAUUCCCUCCUGUAAAGCAUCUCUGCUGUGACACUACUUAUGUAAAUGUAACAAAAUGUAGCCGUUUCUUCCUCAACGACAUAUAUAUGUGAAAAGGUUACGCUUUUUUUUUUUUUCUUUUAUCAACUGGCUGAUUCUGUAUCUGUCCAGACAAAGUAUGGUGGCCCUGAGAGCUCAACGCACUGCAACCUGAGAAAAGUCAUGCAAAGAAACAAAACACAAUCAAAUAAAGAAGUAUGUUUGAAAACAAAUGCGCAGCAUUUAAAAAAAUUGAGAAAACAAAACAAAAUUCCUCUCAAGGGCACUGUACUAUAGGCAUUGUCAGACUCUAUGCAUUUUUUUAUAUAUAAUAUAUUGUAUGUAUUUGCUGAGCUAUGCAUUUGAAUUGUGGACUCAAUGAAAAAUAUUGUAUUUGGCUAAAUGGUCUUUUUUGAUAUAUACUUGUUAAAUUUAAGGGGUGAUGUCUUCUCUCCACUGUUCAUUCAUAAAUUGGGUGCAAAACAAAGUUGCGGUGGUGGGAGUCAGUUAUUUGCCAAAAAAUCUUUAAAUAUUUGUAUUUUAGGGUCAUAUUUCAACAAAAACUUUUAAAUUUGGACUUAAAGUUCCAGUAUGUAACAUUUAGGAGGAUCUAUUGCCAGAAAUG